AUGGCAACACCUAUCAAUCAAACCUUUUUCCAUCCAAAAGGUCAGUCCACCUGUAGUGAACAUAAAGGGAGGCAACUGGAUCUUUAUUGUGAGAAAUGUGAUCAACUUAUCUGCCUAACAUGUAUGUUGACAACUCACGGAAGUCACCCUGUUUGUCAGCUCAGUGCAAUUACUCCUCAAAAGAAACAAGAUAUUGAAAACUUCAUUGAAAAAACAGAACAAAAUGACCUGGUAAAAGUCGGGGAAUAUAUCACCUCUGCUGAUAUACUACUUAAAGACAACACCAGUAAUUUUGAGAAACUUUCACUCCAACUAAAAACUCAAACAGAUAAAUUAAAACAUGAACUCGAUCUACAUACAACACAGACACUCUCUAUUUAUAAACAGAUGGAAGAGGACAACACUAGGCUGAUACAGAAAUACAAAAAUGAACUGGAGAUGUACGACAAACAGCUGAAACAACAAUUACAGGAUUGUCAGGUGACCCUUCAACGUGGUUCUCACCUGGACAUCUAUGACACAGAAAUAUAUCCCUCAUUAAAUUUCCCUGUAAAACCUGUCCUAGGUACAACCAGCUUCACACCUAACACAAAUCCUCACCAUUAUCUACAACAGGCCUUAGGGACAGUUACCACCUCAGGUCAAACAUCGAUUGACCAGGAUCGGUCAGUCUCAGCACCAGAUGAACAGGGGCAAUCCUCUAAACAACAACAAACAGGAGUAAAAGGGAAGAAAGCAGUGACAAGUAAAAAACUAUGGUUAGAGACCAUAGUGAUGAAGGAAUGGGAAUCUCCAUGUUGCAUUUCGUCUGUAUGUCCCACCACUGAUGGUCAGGUGUGGACCUGUAACUAUUUAAGUGAUACAUUAACUCUCUUAAACAGGGAGGGUAAAGUAGUACAGGAGGUCAAACAUACGGCUGUCAUCAAUUACAUCAGUCUAUCACCCACAACACACACACUGUGGGUCUGUGACGAGAAAAAAAACAUUAUGGAACUGGCAUCAGGACAACUUACAAACAAAUUCAGAACCAAGGAGUUCCCCAGGUGUAUAUGUGUUACAGCCAGUAACCAUAUCAUUGUUGGAAUGAACAAGCACAUCUCGAAAUUUACCACACAAGGUCAAAUGGUGCUCACUACAAUGACCAGAAGGACACGGAAACCAUUACUACAUACACUGUACAAGAUGGCAGAGUGUCCAGUAACUCACAAUGUCACAGUGAUUGAUUUCAACGAUGAAAGUGACAGUGGUGAUGGAGACAGACAUGUUGUUGUCAUGGAUGCUGAUUUCCAGGAACUGUUUGUAUAUAGAGGUGACAUCCCCAGUGCAUAUAAACAAACACCAGAAACAGAAGAUGAACUAUUUAACCCCUGGUGUGUGGUGUAUGACAGUGUGGGGAACCUCAUCAUAGGGGAUUUAAGCAACUGUAGGGUCCUACUCCUCAGUGGAGGUGGUGAGUUCCUCAGAAUCAUAUACACAGAACCACUGGGGGCAUGGGAAGUAGGUGUAGACAGGGAGGAUGUUCUGUGGGUAGUGUUUGAGGAUGACAAUGUAAAACUACUACAGUACAGCAGUGUGUAA
Ylistrum balloti is the source of this 1578-nucleotide messenger RNA. Its product is annotated as E3 ubiquitin-protein ligase TRIM45-like. Gene Ontology annotation, molecular function: ubiquitin protein ligase activity; zinc ion binding; translation repressor activity. Bases 1 to 1578 code for a protein of 525 amino acids. The record is from RefSeq and is a predicted model, not a curated record. Gene Ontology annotation, biological process: proteasome-mediated ubiquitin-dependent protein catabolic process; negative regulation of translation; protein polyubiquitination. NCBI's taxonomy places the organism in Eukaryota, Metazoa, Mollusca, Bivalvia, Pectinida, Pectinidae. The transcript has a single exon.